This is a messenger RNA of Symphalangus syndactylus (siamang), 1236 nucleotides long. It is a transcript of the gene CATSPERQ, whose product is annotated as catsper channel auxiliary subunit theta. Lineage: Eukaryota; Metazoa; Chordata; Mammalia; Primates; Hylobatidae. The record is from RefSeq and is a predicted model, not a curated record.
CUGUGGGGCUCAGUGAGGGGUCCCCGCCUGCAAAUUUCUCUCCAGCUCAGGCCUGGGGUGUCCACCCAUCCACCCUUCACAUGAGGACUGUGAACAGGCCAUACAGGGGGCCUCCAGUGGAUGGACUGGCCAAGAAGUUAAUGCCCACCGCAGAACCUCACCCAGGACUCUAAGAGGUGGUCAAUAGAGCAGCCCCUUCUAGAACCUGCCUAGAACUUCUAGAACCCGUCCGCGGUCCAUCCUGGGCUGCUCCCUGGCCUUGCUGCCCUGUCAGUGGCCUAUGAGCUCCUGCUCCUUCCUGGGCCUGCAGCCCUGGAGAAUUUGCUCACUCAGAUCCCUAAGGGCCGGGCCGGCAGCCUGCCCACGACCUCCAUCGGCUGGCGCUUCCAGCUCUGGUCCCUAGGACUCUCCUGCCCGGAGCGCCACCUGGCCAGGCGCCUCAAGAACAAUAGCUUCUACCCAUUCAUACAGCAGCAGCCAAAUGUCUUCGUGCUCGAGUACUACCUGGACACAUUGUGGAAGGGGAUGCUGCUCUUCGUCAUCAGCGUGGUCCUGCUCAGCUUCAGCUCCCUGAGAGAGGUGCAGAAGCAAGAGACCUGGGUCUUCCUCGUGUACGGCGUGGGCGUGGGCCUGUGGCUCGUGAUCUCGUCGCUGCCGCGGCGCCGCCUGGUGCUGAACCACCCGCGCGGCGUGUACCACUUCUCCAUCCAGGGCCGCACCGUGUGCCAGGGCCCCUUGCACCUGAUCUACGUGCGCCUGGCGCUCAGCUCCGAUGCCUACGGAAGGUGCUUCUUCCAGCUGGUCCUCGGCGGCCACAGGUUGGAGCCCCUGGUGCUGGUGCAGCUGUCGGAGCACUACGAGGUGGGUCCCUCCUCGGGACACGAUGACACCGAUCACUGUUUAAGGUCUUUGGGUGGGGCCGUUUCCGCACGCAGAAGCAAAUGGAAUACUUGGGGCGUUACAUCGCCAGGAAACUCAACAUCAACUACUUCGACUACCUGGCCACCUCCUACCGGCACGUGGUUCGCCACUGGCCACCCCCUAGCGCUGGCACUGUGUUGCGCGGGAACCCCGUGGGUCACAAGCCCGGCUCCUCUCAGUCCAACCUGGAGGUGUGACUCUGAGGGCCUCCCCCACCCCGGGACUGCGUUCUCCGUAACCUCCCAGUCCCACUCGGGCAGAUCAAAUGUGAGUCUCACUCACUGGCCUUCCUUUCAAUAAAGCUGCCUCAGCUUC